AUGGAUACUGCCGCGGGACGUGCAAGCAGGGGAGUUGGUAAGGAUGUCCUGGGGACAUCUGGGUUCCUCGACCUUGCAAAGCUGGUCAGCGGAGGUGGACAGGCAAAGAGCGUGUAUGGGGAUCUGGCGUACAAGAUAGGAAAGGAGGUGUAUGUGGACGUCCAGGGCUGGCAUCUAUAUCUCAAGGAUGUGACUGUCGACAAAGACUUGAAAAUGCAUCAGGCGCUUGCAGAGCAGCUUGGAUCCAUGGCAGGCGAUUUGUCAGAGCAGGAGCUGGAGCAGCUGUUGAAGAAAGUACCCCUAAGCUUAGGGGCCGGCAAGCAUAAGAUCUCCCUGUUUGAUGCGCUGCCAUCUUCUACCAUCCGCGAUCUGGCAGGCAUUGUCGAGGACUUUGCCCGGAACCAGUGAGUGGUGUGUCAGCAAUGCCAAGAGAAGAUAAAGAACUGAAAGCUACAAUAUGACCAGAUAUUGAGAUGUGGGCCACUGACUGAAGCACAUAAGGGUGGUCAGGGUCCAUUCCAUUAGUGCAGUUCUUGCAGACAUGACCCGAUGGCCUUGCCAGCCCAACCACGCUGCUGGUUAAAAGUCCUGAGCUCAGUAAGUAUGUGUAUGGGCACAAGAUAUUGCUGCAAUGAUCUCAUGAGUACUUUACAGUCAGGUAAACGCCUUGUAGCC
This is a messenger RNA of Coccomyxa subellipsoidea C-169, 675 nucleotides long. RefSeq lists its product as hypothetical. The transcript is spliced from 4 exons. The record is from RefSeq and is a predicted model, not a curated record. Bases 1 to 408 code for a protein of 135 amino acids. NCBI's taxonomy places the organism in Eukaryota, Viridiplantae, Chlorophyta, Trebouxiophyceae, Coccomyxaceae.